Molecule: messenger RNA, 2816 nt
Organism: Scophthalmus maximus (turbot)
Lineage: Eukaryota; Metazoa; Chordata; Actinopteri; Pleuronectiformes; Scophthalmidae
Gene: st6galnac4
Product: ST6 (alpha-N-acetyl-neuraminyl-2,3-beta-galactosyl-1,3)-N-acetylgalactosaminide alpha-2,6-sialyltransferase 4
Exons: 6
Coding region: 224-1090 (288 amino acids)
Biological process (GO): oligosaccharide metabolic process; ganglioside biosynthetic process
Molecular function (GO): alpha-N-acetylgalactosaminide alpha-2,6-sialyltransferase activity
Source: RefSeq, a predicted model, not a curated record
AUACUAACCCACAUAACACUUUUGGUGUGAAACUUGCACCGGAAGCCAUGUCCUGGAUAGAGGAACAUUGUGCGGAAUCCAGGGCCUAGAAAUCGUGAACAGGCCACUGUGUCAACACAGAGGGCUGGGGUUGACUGUCUCGCCGCCUGUGCCUCCGGUUAAACGGCUGGGAACAUGGGUGCCGUGGGGCUCUCUGGAGCGGGGCUUGCCCUGAGGCCUUGAUAUGAAAUCCCCGAUGCUGCGCUGGCUGUGCCUGCUCAGCCUGAGCCUCCCUCUCUUGUUUUGGUUCGGACAUGUGAUCACGCGGGACGGUCCGGCGCCUGUCCUGCACGGCCCCGGACUCAGGGGCUACAUGAGGAUCAGCCCCGGCGGGAUGGAGCAGCAGUUUCUGGACAUGCACUGCAACCAGUGUGCCUUGGUCUCCAGCUCAGGUCAGAUGCUGAGAGCUGGCAUCGGGGAAGAGAUUGACAAGAUCGAUUGUGUCAUUCGAAUGAACAAUGCACCCACGCUGGGGUACGAGAGCGACGUCGGGAGCCGCACCAGUGUUCGGGUCGUGUCUCACACCAGCGUGCCCCUGUUGGUGAAAAACGAGCGCUACUAUUUCCAGCAGUCGGCGGACACGACCUACGUGUUCUGGGGCCCUGACAGGAACAUGAGGCAAGAUGGGAAAGGACGGAUCUUUAACACUCUCGUGAAAAUAGCAAACAAGUAUCCGAACGUGAGAAUCUACACCGUGACCCGAGAGAAGAUUCAGUACUGUGACGGUGUGUUUCAGAAUGAAACUGGGAAAAACAGAAUGAAGACCGGGGCAUUUCUCAGCACCGGAUUCUUCACGAUGAUCCUGGCCAUAGAUAUGUGUGACAGAAUCCACGUCUAUGGGAUGAUCAAUGAUAACCACUGCAGCCGGGCCAAUCACAGUGUUGUUCCCUACCACUACUACGAGCAAAACCGAAUCAACGAGUGCCGGAUGUACAAAGUCCACGAGCACACACAGCGCGGAGGCCAUCGCUUCAUCACAGAGAAGGCAAUCUACGCCAAGUGGGCCACACGCCAUGAAAUAGAGUUCAAACAUCCUACAUGGAGCCUCUGAAAGAAGAAGAUCCUAGAACCUUGGAAGAUGUUCCUCGACCGUAUGGCGGCAUUCUGUUUUGCCUGCUUCUGCUGAAUGUUUCAGUGUUGCCACAGCAGGAAGUACAUCAUGUUACUGAUGGAUUUUUUAAAAAGAAAAUCCAGGAUGAAUGAUUUGAUACUGGCUCAUCAUGGAAAAAAAUCAUCUGCAACCAUCCAUGUAAAAUAAUGCAUUGAGUUUCUACGCUUAACAAAAGUAAAUAACAGUAUUAAAGUGGUGACAGGUUUAAGUGCACCACCGUCGGUAUCACUGAAUAUUUCAAUCAUGUAUAAGCCAUAUGUCGGCAUUCAGUAGAUGCUGAUAAAACAUAGUAAGCCACUAGACUAGACACUGAAAGCAGUUUUAUACCAAAACUUACACUUUCUAAUUUCUUCCUACCUGUGCCUUGACUUUCGGUAUAAGUUUAAUUCUGCUACCCGGCUCUGUAAUUUAAAGCUACUACUGUAUAUGCACUUUUACGCUGUGAGACAGACAGUGUAUUGUUUAAGGCUGGAACCAGUUCAUGAUAUCAUUUGUGAUCAAACUAGCACUUAUUUUCCGAAAAUGACUAAUUCAUCCUCUUCCAAAAGAAUUGUUACUCACAGUUACCCAGUAAGUUACCCAAGUUUACAUAAUUAAAUGACUUGAGUUUACAAUGUUAGAAGAUGAAGAGAACCAGCAUUUUUUUUAAAUGACUUGAAUGAUUAUUCAAUUAUCUGAAAAAGAUUAUGAUUAUUUUCUAACUGACUCACCAUGCCAGGUCCAGGAUUGCUUUCCCUGCUCUCCUCCCUGCCGUUUGGUCCGUACUUUGCCUGACAACAAGACAAUCCUCUGCCUGCCUCGACGCAGAGUCAAGUUCAAGGCUUAAAGUAAACCAGCGUUCAUGGGACAGUCUGCCAUUUUCCAUAGAACAAAAAAACGAUUGAUAAAUUCAAGCAACUGUUGUUUGUGACACGUCAUUGUUUUCAACCCUUUGGCCGUGAACCGAACACCAGAUGAACGCUGGACACAAACACAGAUCCAUUCUACUGCUUUAUUCUUCAUCAACUACUUACUGUCACUGGAACUGAAACUUCAAGCUGUUUACUUGCCCUCACUACAGCCAGUAUUAUUAGUGAGCUUUUUAUUUAACCAAAACACGUUCAUGUUAAUGAGAACAGUGUUAAGAUGUUUCCAUAAUGUCCUGAGUGCCAUUGAACCCAUAGAGUGACCAUGCAGACACGCAGACACACACACACACACACACACACACACACACACACACAGCCUUCUCAAUCACAUACACAUGACGUGUGUAUGAUAAUCUUUAAAAUCACUGACAGCAACGGAGUGUAACUGCAGAUAAAUCCAUCCGUCAAUUCCGGUCUUCAGCUCCACAAGCAUCUCCUUUCAAAUUGUUUCCCCUUGACAUGUUGCUGCCUGUUUACAGUGAAAAAUAUAGCGCUGCCUUUUUCAGUUGCACAAUGCUGAUUUUGUGACUAAUUCCAAACACUGUAAUAGUAUUUGCACUGCUGCCCAAACCACUGUCAUAGUAUUUCACUGUGUACAUUUCAAACACGCUUUGUUUGAAAUUCAAGUGUAUUAUCAGUGACUGUUCAGUGAUCAUACUUGUGUGUGCAAAGUAAAAACUUGAAUGUAAACUUGAACACUGGCCUCUGCUAGUCUGAGAUUGGCAUCGACAUGAAUAAAUGUGCGCUUGUUAAACAGA